ACGACGGCGGGCAAGUUCCAGAACCACUGCAACUUGCGGCCGAUGCGGGACCUCGACACUUUCUCUGUUUUUUUGGGGCUUAAGCGCCCACGUCACCCACUCGAGCUCGGCCUUCCGCACUUCAUACACGUGUUCAUCAGGUUGUCCUCUUUUCUCGCGCUAAGGGCGACAAUUCUUCGUCAUCAAAUACUCUUUCUAGCUUCUGUGCGGGCGAGGGACAGCCUUGGGAGGGGCAGUGUCUCAUUAUCUCAUCACAAGAAGCAUUGAUGCCCGGACUGAAGAGUCGCUCCAUGCUGUGAUAUGUAUUCAUCAUCCACUUGGCAAGAACCCCGUACCCUCCGGACCAACACCGCAUUCUCUCUCCUCGUCCACAUAUAUAUACUCCCGCUCAUUCAGCUCUCAUCCACCCAUCCUCUCUUUUCCAGCUCUUAUAGUCAUAUCACCACCACAACAAUAACCUUACACACAUAUUUAUAAUGCUCGCUAUCUUUGCCCUUCUUCCUCUCUUGGCACUCGCAUCCGCCUCCCCCAUCCAGAAGCGCUACUCGGGCGUCAAGAUCAAGUCCGGCCUCGGCGACCACUGCCUCACCCCCCUCUUCGGCCAGUUCCAGGAGGGCACCCCCAUCACCACCGCUGGUUGCGCGGACGCCAAGACUUGGGAUAUCAACCCCGGGUCUGGCAGUGUCCUCCUCCAUGGCACGGAGUUUGCUAUGGAUGCCGGGACUGGGACAGACAACCAUGAGAUCGUCAAGCUUUGGACCUCCUACCCAGGGCUCUUCCAGCAGACCUGGUUUUACACUGACGACAAUCGUAUUGCCAUCACCGGCGGAAACCAGUGCCUCGACGAGACCAGCGCUGGUCCUCAGACUUAUGGUACGUGCCCUUCACAUUUCACUCCCUCCAUCUCAGAAGGGAAAGUUCAAUAACACUCUGACAGAGUGCACUCCUUGGAACGAUAACCAAGUCUGGCACAUUGUCGAGGUCGACACCCCAACCUCUUCCGUCACUUCCUCUAUUACCCCCUUGCCGACGGGGAGUGCCAGCGUUUCCGACAACGGAACCGUUACUACCUUCUAGGGUGAGGUGACAGAGCUUUCCCGUAGCUUCACACCCAUCGGGGCUGUAUGGACUUUUUGUCGUAGCGAAAGAAAUGAAGGUUAGGCUAGGAAAGACUGAGCAGCGCAUGCAUACUUUUGAUUUGUA
Molecule: messenger RNA, 1203 nt
Organism: Cryptococcus amylolentus CBS 6039
Lineage: Eukaryota; Fungi; Basidiomycota; Tremellomycetes; Tremellales; Cryptococcaceae
Exons: 2
Coding region: 477-926 (149 amino acids)
Source: RefSeq, a predicted model, not a curated record